UGUGAAAAGUUUUGUAGAAGCCACUGGAAUAACACUGACACCUACGGAAUACUUAGAACUGAUGAAAAGUCUACCGAUUGAUGAUGAAGGAAAUAUAUAUGAAAGCAGAUUGAUAGACUGUCUGAAAUCUUUCGAAGGUGGGACAUUUGAUGUCAAUAACUUAGAAAGUGUUUUGGAAAACUUGCAAAUCAAGCUCUCAGAUGAGAAACUUAAAGAUUUGUCAGAAACCCUUCCAGUUGAUGCCUCUGGGAAGACUAGUCUGCAGAGACUGCUAAAAGAAGUAAGAAAAUUGACAGGAGGGAAAAUUGAUGCCAAAGUCAUACAAAGAGUGCUGGGGAACAUGGGCAUAGAGCUCUCAAACAGAGAGAUGAAUGAGCUGCUGAAAAGGCUGCCUAUCACUGAUGAUGGGAAAAUACUUAAAAACAUAUUACUUGAUCACAUGAAGUGGUUUUCUGGGGGAAAGUGUCAUGUCCCCAAACUGAAUGCCAUCCUGGAAGAACUGGGCUAUGAGCUGGAGGAUGAGGAAAUUGACGACCUAAGGAACCGUCUGCCAAUUGAAGAUGAGAAAGUUAAACUGAGUAAGAUGAUGGAAAAUGUAGAGUCACUCACUGGAAAUAAAGUGAAUGUUGAUGGAAUACAUGGUAUUUUCAAAACCAUAGGGAUAGCACUCACACCUAAGGAACGCUGGGGACUGCUGGAGACUCUGCCUGUCACCUUGGAUAAUAAGGUGUAUCGCAACCGAUUGUUGGAUGGUGUAAAAACUUUUCACAGAGGGAAAGGUUUUACAGAUAAACUAGAAAGCAUUAUGGAAAACUUGAAUUACAGUGUUGGAAAAAAAGACAUGAAAAGUCUACAGAACUUCCUGAAAACUGAUGGUACUGGGAAGUUCUCACUGAACUCCUUGGUGAAUGCAGCCAAUUUGUUUUCUGGUCAGAAAAUGAAUGUCAAGGAAAUACAACCAUAUCUGGAAAGCUUAGGCAUUGAAUUAACAGACAGUGAAAGCCAGAUGAUACAGAGCACAGUUCCAUUAGAUGAUGAAGACCUGGUGUAUAAAAAUGUGUUGAUGGACACUCUGCGGACCUCCAGAAGUGGAAAAGUCAACAUGGAUAAAAUUGAUGAUGCUAUUGAACACCUAGGAUUUCCUCUUGAGGAAGAGGAAAUAGAGGAAUUGUCUAAAAAUCUACCAGUUAAUAAUGAGAGGAAAGUCCAAAUGGAUUUGCUUCUGAAAGAAGUAGAUACGAUUUUAGGGGAAGAAAUUGACUAUAAUGACAUGGACAAUGUUCUUAAAAACAUUGGGCUAAGACUCCACCUAAAGGAAAACAAUGUAUUAAUGAAAGGCUUGCCAGUUGAUGCUGCCGGGAAGGUGUACAAGCACAAGCUGAUGGACAGUGUCAUGUCCCUCAAAGGACUGCAGCUUGAUUUCAAAAAGAUAAAGACUUUCAUGGAAAGUAUGGGUUAUGAACUUGAGGAGAAUGAAUACGAAGACCUGAUAAAUUACCUGCCUGUUAAUGCUGAUGGAACGGUUAAUGUUAAUGAGGUCAUGGAAAAAGGGAGUCUUUUUACAGGUGAGAAGAUUGACCUAGUGGAACUGGAUGAUUACCUGGAAAAUAUAGGGAUAAAACUCUCAGAAGACAAGAUGAUGAAACUGCUGGACAAACUGCCAACUGAUGCUGGUGGAAAACUGUACAAGAAAAGGUUGAUAAAAGAGCUGGAGAAUAUUCAAGGGAUAAAGAUAUCUCCAAAUAAGGUGGAAGAAUUAAUUAAAAGUGCAGAAAUUAAUCUCAAUGAUAAAGACAUCCAGACACUGAUGGACCAUCUGCCAGUUGACCGUAAUGGGAAGGCUGAUUUCCGUGUGUUGAUGAAUGAAAUUAAGAAGAUUACAGGAGAAAAGAUUCAUAUAGAAGACAUAAAAGGUAUUCUGGACAACAUGGGGAUAGAAAUGACAAAUAAGGAAAACAAAAAACUGCUCAAAACUCUACCCAUUUCUGUUGACAAAACACUGUUUAGGAAAGAAUUACUAUCUGGUGUGAAGUCCUUCAAAGGAGGGAAGGUUAACGUCCACCACGUGAAAAAUGUUCUUCAAAAGACAGGCUUCAAACUGGAAGCAAAAGAACUGAAGGACCUGCAGGCUCACCUGCCAGUGACUGAACAUGAAAAGGUUGACUUGGAUGUAUUGAUGGAUGCAGCAAAAUCUUUCACAGGAGAAAGGGUUGACACCAAAGACUUAAAAAACGUUCUUGGAAGCAUGGGAAUUGCACUCACUGAAAGAGAGGAGUCGAGGCUGUUAAAAUCUCUGCCCAUCGCUAAGGAUGGGACUGUCUUUAAGAAACGAUUGCUGGACAGUGUGGUGUCCAUCAAAGGGAAGAAAGUUCACAGCUCUAAACUACCAAUCGUUUUGAAGGCUGCAGAAUUUGAAUUUGAGAAGGAAGAUUAUGAUGACCUGAUAAAUCACCUGCCUAUCGAUGAAAAUGAAAUGGUUGAUUUAGAUGUGCUCAUGAAUGAAGCAAAAACUUUUACUGGGAAGAGAGUCGAAGUUGAUGAUCUGAAAAAUGUGCUGAGGAAAUUGGGUCUGGUGCUCUCCGACAAAGAGUACAAGGAUCUGCAGAAAGCCCUGUCAGUUUACGCUGGUAAGAAGAUAUAUAAGAAGCGACUGCUAAAGUUCGUGAAGGGUCUCAAAGGGCCACGGGCCAAAAUUAAAAAAGUGGAAUCUCUCCUGGAAAACCUGGGAAUUAAGAUGAAAGAUGAAGAACUUGAAGAACUAAUAGCCCAACUGUCAUCUGAUGGUAACAGAACAGUGGAUCUGACUGAACUGUUGGAUGCCAUCAAUUACAUCAAAGGAGAAGCAAUUGACACCCAGAACUUGGGCAAGUUCCUAGCAAAUGAGGGGAUGGAGGUCACAGAGGACCAGAUGAAAGACCUGAUGCCUUACCUGAAAUUAAACGAAAGUGGAAAGGUUACCGUACAAUCAGUAAUGUCGGGCCUGAAGAAGCUUAAACAAAGAGUCUCUGGCCCCAUGGCAGUUUCAGGAAUUAAAUCAACACUGAAGCUGAAGCCCCUAAAAGCACCCAUCUUUCACAAGAGAGAAAAAGACUUCCGGGGAUCUCUUCCAGGCCACAUACACCACAAAGAAGAGAAGCUGAACCCUUCACAACUGGAAGCCUUCCGAAAUGCUUACAACUUCUUCACCAAGGAUAAAAGUGGAUGUAUUGAUUCACAUGGAUUGAUGGCCACCUUAACUAAACUGGGGAUGAAUCUAAACACCUAUGACAUCUAUAACGAAUUAAAAUGUGCUGAUCUUGACAGGGAUGGUAAGAUCAACUUCUCUGACUUUAUAGAGGUGCUGACAGAUAAGAAACUCUUUCUCAAGGCUGUGGUCCCAGAAAGGAAACCAUGUUUGGAUUUAGCUAACAACCCAGGGAUCUUAUUAUUUGAAAUCCUAUCAAAACUUGUAGAGACUUCAGCCCUGCACAGAAAAGACAUAAUAGAGCUAGUGAGCUAUUUCCGAAAAAAGUUCCAGGAAAGCUACUCAGAAACCCUGUACAGUCCGUAUGGGAAAAGGGGCUUUAGGGCGGAUGUAUGCACCCCUCCACGCUCUAGCACCGCUGCCUUUGCCAAUUCCGCCAGGAUCUCCAUAAUGAAAGAAAGGGAUUUGUAUAAGUUUCUGGAUGCACUCAAGCGGUGUGAUCUUCCUACAGGUAGCCCGUACUCAAAAGUCCCUGUCUUUCCAUUGUUCCCUGAUGUGGACGGGGUGGUGAUGGGAAGACCAUUCAAAGACAUACAUAAGUUAGAGAUGCUAAAGAGAAAGGAGCCUCUGAGUUUCUUUGAGGACUAUUUUUUCCAUAAAAAAGAUUGGAAAGCACAGGCCGCAGCUGUAAAACCUAUCAAGUCUGCCUCAGGCUAUUCAGAUGACAUCUUAGCCAUUGACCACCUAUUCAAGAAGAAGCAGCAUUGGACAGUAUCUGAUGCAGCGGCCAUCAAACAGCAUGUAAAGAGAGCCACAGAUACCUAUAACUUAGGAAUUGCCCUUGAGCACCGGAAAGAAAUGCUGAAUCUCUGGAGAAAGAUCCGAGGGGAUUUGAUCGGGAUCGAAACCAACAAUGAGUCCUUUUACAACACCUUCUCUACAUACACAUGGUCCUGGAAUGUCUGCCAAGAGCUGCUUUCCCCUAAGGACUUGCGGUUGCACGAUGCCUACAGAAAUUCCUCUGGCAAUUCUGGAUUAUCUUCCCCAUCAGAUCUCAGUGAGUGUGACCUGGAGACAGGAAGGAAGAGGAGACGGAAAGGGUUCAGAGGUUUUCGGCAAUGAAAAGUCUACAUUUUCUAAGCAACUCUUCGAAAACUGCUUUCCAUAGUUAUCAAAAUUAUGGUUCCUUGAUUUUAUCUACUUCAUUCUACCAGGUAGAAAUUUUGACAUCUUUUGGAUCCCAACCAGUAAAAACCUUUAAAUCACA
Molecule: messenger RNA, 4451 nt
Organism: Mesocricetus auratus (golden hamster)
Lineage: Eukaryota; Metazoa; Chordata; Mammalia; Rodentia; Cricetidae
Gene: Efcab3
Product: EF-hand calcium binding domain 3
Exons: 47
Coding region: 62-4306 (1414 amino acids)
Molecular function (GO): calcium ion binding
Source: RefSeq, a predicted model, not a curated record